AACUACCUGUCUCAGUUCGGCUACCUGCAACCAAUUAAUCCAACAAGUGGCGGGAUCAUAUCUGAGGAGACGCUCUCGAAAGCGAUCUCCGAGUUCCAAGCUUUCGCUGGACUGAACAUAACAGGUGACUUCGACGAAGAAACGUACAAGCUUAUGGCACUGCCAAGGUGCGGGGUUAAAGACAAGGUUGGCCCUGGCUUCGGAAGAUCCAAGCGGUACGCUCUUCAAGGCUCGAGGUGGCGCGUGAAGAAACUGACGUACAAGAUCAGCAAGUACCCGCGAAAUCUGCCGCAGCACAAGGUCGACGCCGAGCUGAACAAGGCGUUCAAAGUAUGGUCGGAAUACACGGAUCUCGUUUUCAUCCAGAAGAAGUCGGGCCAGGUCCACAUUGAGAUCAGAUUCGAGAAAGGUGAACACGGCGACGGGGAUCCUUUCGACGGACCUGGCGGCACCUUGGCACACGCUUACUUCCCCGUGUACGGCGGUGAUGCCCACUUCGACGACGCAGAACAAUGGAGCAUCGACAGUUUCCGUGGGACAAAUCUCUUUCAAGUAGCAGCGCACGAGUUUGGUCAUUCGCUUGGCUUGAGCCACAGCGACGUCAAGGCUGCCCUGAUGGCGCCGUUCUACCGCGGAUACCAGCCUUACUUCCGUCUAGACGACGACGACAUUCAGGGUAUCCAGGCUCUCUAUGGGAAGAAAACGACCAGCACCAGUGGCGUUCCAAGUGGACCAAGAUACACCACCACUACCACGCCACCACCCAGCGAAGAGGACUCGGAACUUUGCAGAGAUCCAAAGGUUGACACGAUGUUCAAUUCUGCGGAGGGACACAUAAAGCAAGAUCGAUUUCCUUAUAUUUUUGUUCCGACCGCAGGCGAUUAUUACUGGAGAUUAACUGCGGAUGGUGUGGCUGUCGGUUACCCUAAGCUCAUCUCACACUCGUGGAAAGGGCUGCCAGGGAACAUAGACGCCGCGUUUACCUACAAGAAUGGGAAGACUUACUUCUUCAAGGGCUCGAAAUACUGGAGAUACGUAGGGAAAAGGAUGGACGGUGAUUAUCCAAAGGAAAUCAGCGAAGGUUUUACAGGGAUCCCGGACAAUAUCGACACGGUGACCGUUUGGACUGGAAACGGCAAGAUCUACUUCUACAAAGGCACGAAAUUCUGGAGGUUCGACCCUGCUCAAAAGCCACCGGUGAAGAACACCUAUCCGAAACUGAUCUCAAACUGGGAAAGCAUACCAGAUAAUCUUGACGCCUCUAUCGUCUAUCGUGGUUACACGUACUUCUUCAAGGGUGACGCUUAUUACCGAUUCAACGACAGAACGUUUUCCGUGGACGUUGCUGAUCCAGCAUUUCCUAGAUCGACGGCGUACUGGUGGUUCGGAUGCAGAUCAGCGAACAAGGGAACGUUAGGUAAUGUCCAGUGGCUUCGCGAGAAUCCUGAAGACAUGUUUCCGCAUGCUGGCAGCCUGGAGCCCGAUGACGGUGAUUCUGAUGAAAACGAUGACAGACACGGUGACGUUGGCGACAUCAUUUUAGACGCAGGUACUAAAUCUUCGAGUUCAUUCGAGUCGAACCAGAUCCUUACCUCGCCACAGAGAAGCGAAACGGACGAGCAGCUAGUCACGUCUUCCAAUCAGGACGCGGACUCUGCGGCGGGAGAUACUUUCACGUCGUUGUCGAUAUCGUGGUAUUUCCCGCUCAGUUUGAUGACCAUGAUCUUCGCUAAAAUUAUUGCCACUACGUAAGAGACAGAGACGAUUUAUUUGUUGGAAAAUAUAAAGUGAUGGGUAUCAUCAUCAACGAUGGGAAAUCUAAUAGAGAUAAUUAA
This is a messenger RNA of Heterotrigona itama, 1835 nucleotides long. The record is from the annotation of a GenBank genome assembly. Lineage: Eukaryota; Metazoa; Arthropoda; Insecta; Hymenoptera; Apidae.